GAUACCUCAUUCCUCAAGUGAAUCUUCGGGUACCUCUAGACCUUACGGAUAUGGAAUAUCAAAUCCUCACCCCCCACCGCGUCCAUGGUCACAUUAUGGUGAACGUCCUCCUCCAAGAGAUCAUAAUUCUGAAUCUUCAUCUUCAUCCCCAUAUCGGAAUGGUCCACUUCCUAUACCUCCACGUCAUUCAAUGUAUUCAUAUCCUGAAUAUUAUCAUACAUAUCCACCUCCACCGAAACAGGAUUACGGUCAAAAUGAUCCUGUUUCAAAUCAAACUGGCCCUGCUAAAAUUCCUAUCCAAGAUCUUUUAUUUACAGAACAGCAACAAUUACAACCAAAUACUGAACGUGCUGCUGGCGGUGUUCCCCCUCCUCGUACAUACGGCGCUCCGCCAUCUGCCUUUGCUCAUCUUUACCCUCAUCCUGGUCGUCCUCAUGAAUACCCAUCUCGACAUGAUAUGUAUAAUCAUUCUCGAUAUUCACACGAUGUUGGAUAUCCACCUCAUGAAAGUUUGCCACAUUAUG
Racocetra fulgida is the source of this 524-nucleotide messenger RNA. The record is from the annotation of a GenBank genome assembly. Lineage: Eukaryota; Fungi; Glomeromycota; Glomeromycetes; Diversisporales; Gigasporaceae.